AUGAUCUCCACUAGAGCUACUAAAGAAGAAGUAUACCAACCCCUCUCAGAUCCCUCUGACGACUACGAACAAAAAUCCGAAGUAGUAGGUAACUCUCCCUACAAGAACAAACGCAGAAAACUUACCGAAGACGUCAGCAAGUUCAUUGACGAUAUGGCAGAUGAAGACGAAGGAGAAGAUGAAGAAGAGAGUGAAAUUAGUGAACAAGAAAGAAAGAAGAUUUAUGAAAGGUAUGAUCGUACUAAACUUGAGCAGAAGGCUACGAAUAUUUAUGCUGAGAUGGAUGAUGAUGAGCUAGAAGAUUUUGCCAAGAGCUUGGAAAAUAAGUAUGAGAAAGGGGUUGAAGAGCAGGAAGAGGAAGAUGAAGCAAGGAAUUUGUGCCCGACUGUUGCUGAUCCUAUCCUUUGGCUAGUGAAAUGUAAGCAAGGUAGUGAGAGAGAGGUAUGCAUUUGCCUCAUGAAUAAGUAUCUCCAGCUGAAGAAAGAAGGAAAUCCUUUGAGCAUUAUUUCUGCAACUAUCAGUGACAAAAUUAAGGGUCAUUUGUAUAUUGAAGCAUAUAAAGAAUGCCAUGUCAGAGAAGCCAUCAGAGGAAUGAACCUUAUCUUCCAGAGGAGCUGCAGGAGGAUUAAGGAAGAAGAAACAGCAAAUGUGUUUGAGAUUGAUAAAUCUGCCAAAAUCACUAGAAAGAAAGGGCAAUGGGUCAGACUCAAUACUGGAGUCUAUUCUGGUGAUUACGGAAAAAUUGUAGAGAUAGAUGAUAACAAGGACGGGUGCUAUCUCAAACUGAUCCCAAGAAUCAAGACUGAAACCGUACCUGACGCAAGAGUAUUCAAGGAUAAGAGAAGAUUUAACAAUCCUGAGAGGCCUCCUUUGAAAUUCUUUAAUAAAGAGGAAGUCACUGAAGUUGCUGAGAAGUUCAGCAAUAUCUUUAAGAAGACUAUGUACUACUGGAACAGAAAUUACUACAGGAAAGGCUUUUUGUACAAGUAUUUCAAUGUUAGGAAUUUUGAUACUGAAAAUAUUAUCCCUCCUCGUGCUAUCUUUGAAAAAUUCCAUAAGCCCAGUACUAAUUUUGAUGAUGACAACAGCAGUGAAGAAGAUAUUGUAGAGGAGUUGGAGAAAUGGAAGACCCUAGCUUCAAAGAGCAUUCUUCUUACAAAAGGAGACAAAAUAAAAGUUAUCUCAGGAGAUCUCCAAAAUUUGACUGGGAAGGUUGUUGCAAUAGAUCCAAAAGUGAUCACUAUAAAGCCUGACAUUAAAGAUAUUCCAGAUAACUUAGAUAUCGAUAUCAGACUGAUUUCUAAGCAUUUUAACGAAGGAGACCAUGUCACUGUUGUAGAAGGUCAGUAUGAGGGAGAUAAAGGCAUGAUUACUAAAGUUAGUGGGGAAAGAUGAAUCAUAUUCUCAGAAUCAAGCCAGAGAGAGUUCAUUGCUUUUCUUAAUAAUUGCAAGCUCACCGCUCAAAUUGCUAAAAUGACUUCUUCAAACUUUGAUCAUGGCUACAAUGUAUUUGAUCUUAUUAUCACAACUAAUAAUACUGCUGGAGUUGUCCUUGGAACUGAAAAAGAUAAUUUAAAGGUGCUUACACAGAUUGGGAGAGUCAGACACAUUGAUAUCAACGAAAUUAGCACCAAGAUUUUCCAGAAGAAAAACAUCUCAACUCUUGAUCACAAUGGAAACUUUAUGAGUAUCGGUGAUCCAGUUAGAGUGAUAGAUGGACCAAAUAGGAACUUGAAGGCAAUUAUUAAGAACAUUCACCACAACUCUAUUUUCCUGUAUAACAAGGAAUUCAUAGAGACUCUUGGCUACUUUGUUGAGAACAACAAGAGUAUUGCAAUGAGAGGAGCUGAAGACCCGUCAAGAAGAAUGAUGAUUCCUCUCACAAACAAAAGAAAUGAUCCUUUACUUGGGAAGGUAGUCAACAUCUGCAGAGGAGAAUACAAAGGAUUCGAAGCCAAAGUGACAGACAUCAUGGAAGAUAGAGUAAAGCUAGAGCUCUUCUUCAAUAACAGAAUGAUUCUACUGAAAAGAGAAGAAGUCAUUGAAAAGGGUGAAGUGCAACUUGAGAAGAGUCAAGUGAAAUUCGAGGAGACAGAUACUACAGAAGUGAAGACUCCAGUAUAUCAACCAAGCAGCCCAGGUUGGUCAUACUAUGAUGCCAGCGUCACUAAAAAUGAGUCCCCUUGCAAGGAAGCAUGGGGUACUUAAGAUGA
Molecule: messenger RNA, 2213 nt
Organism: Moneuplotes crassus
Lineage: Eukaryota; Ciliophora; Spirotrichea; Euplotida; Euplotidae
Source: the annotation of a GenBank genome assembly